Messenger RNA from Candoia aspera, 2028 nucleotides. It is a transcript of the gene DAPL1, whose product is annotated as death associated protein like 1. Lineage: Eukaryota; Metazoa; Chordata; Lepidosauria; Squamata; Candoiidae. Bases 57 to 386 code for a protein of 109 amino acids. Gene Ontology annotation, molecular function: death domain binding. The transcript has 4 exons. The record is from RefSeq and is a predicted model, not a curated record. Gene Ontology annotation, biological process: cellular response to amino acid starvation; apoptotic signaling pathway; negative regulation of autophagy.
GACCUACGUACUAGGGUUAGUCGUAGUGAGAUCGCGUGCUCUUUCGUCGAAUUCUUAUGGCAAAUCUGGAAUCAUCCCCGCCACCUUCCCCGGGAAAAGAGGGGCGCUCUCCGGCAGUCAAAGCUGGAGGCAUGAGAGUUUCUAAGAAGCUAGAAAAUGGACCAGUUGAAAGAAGUUCUAAAUUCCCUGGAAAAGAGAAGACAAGCUCUGCUCCUAUCAUAAAAGUACAGAGCAUGAGUAUCUUACUAACAGAUACCCUUCAGAAACUGAGGCAUAAAUUUCCAGCCGCCGCAGCACAAGGAGCAUACGAAAAGCCACGGCCUGCUCUGGAAAAAAUUACAUUGCCCAAACGAAUGUGCAUUAUUCAGCAGCCUCGGAAAUGUUAAAUAUGUAGAAUAAAAUAUUCAUAUAUGUGACAGACUUGCACUUAACAAAAACGCCAAUUAGCUAGGCAAGCAUUAAGUAGACCAAAUGGCUCAAGCAGUUUCUGUUUUGUUUUUCUCACAAUAAAAACUCUGUAUAUUCUGUUGUUUAUUUUUUUUUCUUGAAAUGAUGAAGGUUUUCAUUUUUGUUUUGGCAUAGCUUCUUAGUGACCACAAACCCUUAUUUUAACAUUCCCAACCAUAUUAUUACAGCAAUUACAGCUUGGAAUAGAGAAGCAGUUUUUUGAAACUAUAUCUGCUAGAGUGGUAGAAAUGUUCUAGCCUCAUUAUGUGUCCUUUUAAAAAAAGCAAACAAACCAUUGAGAAUGUGGAUAUAUGGAGAAAACAGGAUGACAGUAAAGUUUUCAUAACUUCUCUACUUAAAUUUGGAUACUAGGUAAUUGUUAUUGAUAAACUAGUUGUUUCCUGAUAUAGCACAGGUACACUGAGGUUCAGAAGGAUAAAUAGGGACAGAUUUUUUUUCCCCAGAAUGCUGUUAGGAUUCAGGCUGUUUGGAGAGAGAAAAAGAAUGUUAAUAGUUGCUAUAAUGACCAGUCCCUUACCAGAACAUAAAAAAUUAAUUCUUUUGCAAAUGAAAUAAAUAAUCUGACUUGCUCCUUAGAAUCUAGGCUUAGCUUGUAUGCAAUAGUAUAGGCUACUUCAAUGAGCGUGCAUCUUUAACGGUCCUGAUUUCUAUUCCAAAGAGUUCAAGUUCAUAAAAGUCAUAUUCUGAAACAAAGUAACAGUAUUUAUUUGCUGUAUCCUAGAAUAACAGCAAAAAAGAUAACAAAGUUCAUAGAAAAGUAGAUGACACAUCAAACAAAAGGUUUAAUUCUCCCUCUUGUCUAUGUAUUUACCUUUAGAUUUCAAUAAAAGUCUUGUCCUAAUGCAUGCUGUUUGGAUGCCCCCCAAUGUUAGUGCUUAAAGUGAUUAAAAUGAUAAUUUAAUAUAAUGUAAUUUUAAAAACCCUCAUCAAGUUAAACUAACUCUGUUCCAUUUAUACCUUCCCUUGGCCUCAGGAACUCAAGGCAAUGUGUAUGGUUCUUCAUUCUCCAACAUUAUUGUUGCCCAGCCCUCUGAGGCUGAGGGUUUCAUACCUGAGUGAGAAUUUGAAUCUAAUCCAACAAGCAUAAUUCCUACUUCAGUAGGAAGUCAGCUUAAGUGUAAAUGUACCUGGCUUAAAAAAAAAUCCAUGUACCUGCUAAUGGAAGAGCAGAAGAGAUGGAACUAACUUGCUUUCCCUUUCUAUGGAGGUCCUACCCCUUAUGACUGAGGACCUGAUUGGUUACAUGUUUGACAAUAGCUUUGCUUUCUGCUUUUUCCUUCUUUUUAAAAAGACAAACCAGAUAUAAACAGUAAAAAGACUAAAACACAGAAGUAAACAUUGAAAGAGGUGGGAAAACCUAUUGGAAAUAACACAAAAAGUAAACAUUGAAAGAGGUGGAAAUACCAAUUUGGGAGUAUACCUAAAUACAUAGCUACUUUUAAGGAAGAAUGCAAAGCUUUUACUGCCUAUUUCUGCCCAGAAAAAAACAUUUGUACAGAUGUAACCUAUUUAAGACAUUGAGACUAUCUUUGAAUAAAACAAUUCUUAAUUAUCAUAUGA